AUGGAUGAAGAAGAAGAUGAUACAUCAUCAUUUCGGCAACAUUUAUUCGAUUUGUCAAUUAAACGAUCGAAUAGUUCACCUGCUCUUCCUCUUCUUGUUAAUACAACUGAAAAUGAUAUGCAAUUUGAUGAUGUGGAUUUUUGUGAUUCAAAAUUACGUAGACAUAGCUCAUCAUUUAGUUCACAUCAAACUCGUCAUAGUCGAUUUGCUCAUAUUAUGAAAAAUGAAUUAACUAAUCCUAUUGUUGAUGAAGUUUCUCAAGAACGUGAUUUACAUGAUAAUCUCAAAAUGUCGAUAUCCUUUACUGAUCUAGCAGUUGGAGACGAUCAACAGUCACAGCAACCAGCUCAUUCUAUAGAUAGUCGUCGAUCAUCAGUCAAUAGUUCAGAUUCAUCUAAUCUUGGUUAUUCAUCUUCGCCAAGUCCAUCAACUCCUGCUCGACCUUGUGCUGUUGUCAGUAAUCAAAGACAAUGUUAUAGUCCAGCUCUUCAACAACAAGUUGCACCAUUCCAAUGUUAUUUAGCUUCUCCACCUAGUCGGUCACAAAGUCCUAUUGGAAUGAUAACAACCACAACAACUACCACUAAUAAUAAUAAUAAUAAUAACAAUUCAUCUAAUAAAAUCACAUCUUUUCCACCCAAUCUUAAGCGAAAACAAGGAGACGAAUCAAGUGCCGGAUUAAAUAGUAAAAAGAGCAGAAUAGCAAGCGAUAAUGAAUCACUAUUCGGGCCAAGUAAUUCACCUGAAUCUCCUUCACCUGGUCCUAUCGAAUCUAAUACAAAUUUACUUACGACUCAACAAUCACUUAAUCUUCUUUCUUCGAUACCACCAUCUUUAUCUACUUCUUCAUCGUUAUCAAACGGCAAUGAUAAUACACAUUUUAAACCUAUACAACAUUCUGAUAUUGAUUUAUUUCCUCCACCAAAUUCUCCAAGUAUGUGUCCAAGUCCAACCAAUUCUACAUGUUCAUCAUCAUCCUCAUUAACAUUUACUCCAAUAUCUCCAGCUUCAACUACAUCCUCAUCAUCAUCAUCAUUUUUACUAUUACCAGCUAAUUUUAAUCGUUCAACAGUUGUACCAUCUUUGCAAUCAUCAGGAUUAAUUAUUCCCUCAGCAACCAAACAUAUUGGUACAAAUUCUACUUUUUCAAAACUAAAAUUGUCAAAUAGAAGUCAAUUUCGACGUGAUCGCUCACUAGAUGAAGCUUCAUCGCUUCAACCACUAUCUGUUAUAUUACCAAGUACAACAACAACAUCAACAACAAUAAUAACAACACAAGAAAAAUCCACAAGUCCAAUAACAGAACAACAAUUUUUCUUUUCAUCUGAUGACAAUAAUUCAACAACUGCUCAAUGA
Adineta steineri is the source of this 1356-nucleotide messenger RNA. NCBI's taxonomy places the organism in Eukaryota, Metazoa, Rotifera, Eurotatoria, Adinetida, Adinetidae. The record is from the annotation of a GenBank genome assembly.